Messenger RNA from Vigna umbellata (rice bean), 706 nucleotides. Its product is annotated as histone H4. Lineage: Eukaryota; Viridiplantae; Streptophyta; Magnoliopsida; Fabales; Fabaceae. Gene Ontology annotation, cellular component: nucleosome. Gene Ontology annotation, molecular function: DNA binding; structural constituent of chromatin; protein heterodimerization activity. The record is from RefSeq and is a predicted model, not a curated record.
CUAGCACACGGAUCGACACACUGUCACUGACUCCUUAUAAAAACGGAUCGACAUCCAAAUCCACAUAAUACAACAACACGCAGAGCUUCUUCUUCAACUCUUCUUCACAGAAUUUAAUUUGACUCGUUGAGGUUUUAUUCAAGAAGAUGUCUGGAAGAGGAAAGGGGGGCAAGGGAUUGGGAAAGGGAGGAGCUAAACGUCACCGUAAGGUGCUUCGCGAUAACAUUCAGGGAAUAACGAAGCCGGCGAUUCGGCGUUUGGCUCGCAGAGGUGGUGUGAAGCGUAUCAGCGGUUUGAUUUAUGAGGAAACCCGUGGGGUUCUCAAGAUCUUCUUGGAGAACGUGAUCCGUGACGCCGUUACUUACACGGAGCAUGCGAGGAGGAAGACGGUUACUGCUAUGGAUGUUGUUUAUGCUCUGAAGAGGCAGGGAAGGACUCUCUAUGGAUUUGGGGGUUAGGGUUUUGGAUUUUAUGUCGCUUGAUUUUCCUCUCUGGGGAAAAGUCUUGCUGUCAAGAAAAGAAAUGGCAAGGAUUGAAGUUAGGUUUUGGUUUUCUUUGUUGUCUUUGUAGUUGAAAGGGUAAGGCUAGGUGUGAUUAUCAGAUAUAUGUUUUGGUGAUAGGUGUUUUACUUUGUUUUGUUGGUUCUGUGAUGUGCUGUAACUACUUUUGAUGGAAUUGAGAAUUGUAUCAGAUUUCAGUUCCCAGU